CAAAAUCGUUGAAUCAUCAUCAUGGUGUAUCAAGGUAGGCGUCGAGCGCUAGUGCAAGCCGCCGAAGCAGCGGCAGCGACGCUUCCUCUUGAGAAGACUAAGGACAACGAGGACGCAAAGUCUGAGGACGGCAAGGAGACGGAUACCAAGGAGGCCGUUGCAGCUACCGCUGCUGCUUUGUUGACUCCGACAAAGCCAACGAUAACAGCACGACGGAUAUUUGAACCCCUCCCUGAGACCGCACAAGUGACCCGUAUCCGCGAGAAGCUUGCGCGCAAGCACGCGGACGCGGCACCGCUGACGCUAUUGCCAGUCCCGCCAUCUGCCGAGAAAAGCUCGACGCACAAGGUCGACUUGCUCACGCCGCCGCCCAAGGGCAAGCGUAAGCGCGAAGACGACGCCAAGGCGCCGCCAUCUUCUUCGCAGCGCACGAUCAUCCACACGUGCGGCCGCGGUGUCGACGCCAAGCGGGCCAAAGUGGCCGUGGACGCCCAGAUGAAGCGCGUUCAGUCCCGUGAGCAAGCAGCAGCAGCCACAAAAGUGCAAAAGUAACCAGUUGUUCUCGUGUUGUUCUUUAAACUACUUUGGGGGUGAAUCGAAUCGUGGGCCGAAGGUUCAAAGACCCUUCGACGGGGGGGGUGGGGUCAUUUCCCAUCGAGUCAUCAUUCAGGACAUGCAGCAUGUGGCCAUAGGCUACCGAUGUCUGGCCUCCUUGUCUGUACAGGAUGCGACUACUACUAGUACCUUUGGCGAACUCGUGCUUGUGCUGGCAAGUGGCGCCAUCUGCGCAGUACCCGCGCAGGGAAAAGGCGUCGCAUGUAGCGGCUUGUCGACUUACGUUGACAUGGCGGUACAUGCAGCCUUCCCGCGAGCACAGACCCUUGAGAAACAUGGCGCAGUCCGGCAUCUUGUGCUGCACACAUCAACGCUAAAUUUGUAGAGGGUAUAGGGGUACCUGGUCGGGGGUAUGUGAUAAUCGGCACGCCGACGCAUGGGGGCAGGCGCCGCGGAGGAACGGUCGGCACAUGGAGAUCGUCCGGCUGUCGUGGACGAACAAGCACGCGUGCUUGUGUUUGCAUUCGCCGUGCUUGAUGUAAAAGAGACAGAGUUCCGUGCGAGGAUGUGGGACAGGUGCGGAACUGCCACGAUGCAACGGGGUGGGGCGACGGGUGAGUGUAGAUGGUGGUGGUAGAGGACGAGGCAUUGAGGAUAUGACAACUGGAGCAGGCGGUGGGGGUGGAGAAGGUUGUUUCUGUUUGGUCGUGGCGAUGGCUGCGCUCACUUCCACAGCUGACUUGGGAAGCGUGUCUUCUCGACGAAGUUUGAACCCGCGUCCCAUCUUGCGAUACAUGCCAUCUUCAAGCGCGAGUGUAGUGACCGAUGCCGGGCGUUUUGGGGGGUUGGUCGUCGUCAUUGCUGUUGAAAGGGAUGGCGCGAGCGAAGAUAGAUGUGUUGUAGAUGAUGAUGAUGACGACGAAGAAGACUCAUCAGGGGGCGUCCAUGUGAGGUGCCGAGGCUUGGAGUGGGGUGUGGGAAAUGACGGAUUUCGUCGGACAGGUGCACGGGAUGUGUGCCGAACAUGGCGUGGAUGGGGCGCAUUAUUGUACCUGGCAUGUCCAUAAGACAUGCUCGUGGCCGACUGUCGGUCCUGUGUGUCAAGAAGGCUCUUCAAGGCGGCGAUUCGCGCACGGACAACUGCUUCUUCUGCUGCCAUUCCUUGAACUGGUCUUGC
This is a messenger RNA of Aphanomyces astaci, 1732 nucleotides long. RefSeq lists its product as hypothetical. Bases 22 to 552 code for a protein of 176 amino acids. The record is from RefSeq and is a predicted model, not a curated record. NCBI's taxonomy places the organism in Eukaryota, Oomycota, Saprolegniomycetes, Saprolegniales, Verrucalvaceae. The transcript has a single exon.